AUGUGGUUUCAAGACUAUGAGAAUUACGGCGUGAAGAUGAGGCGGUGGAUAGGGAGAAUGGCAGCCCUCAGCAUCCAGGGAAUCUACGCAGACUUCGUCGUCAUAACGAAUCUCCCACCAAGACCCACUACUACGUUCAAAAACGACGCAGAUAUGUCCAAAUGGUCAAGUGACUAUGAAAGCGCUAUCGCCGCUGCAUUGAUUUCAUAUGCUUCCGAAAAAGGUACCAGUUGGAUAGAAGCGCUCUCAUCAGCCGAGAGCGAGAUCGAUGGGUUUGCCCGUACCGCCACCUAUACCGACAUCCCGGAUGCUGUGACAAAUGAUGUCCUUCCUACCAUAUUCACGACCGUGCCGGAUUGGUACACUGAACUUCCAAAACAAGCAAAGGAGUUUCCGGACCAGUUUGCGAGUGACAUCGUGAGUAUACGGAAGGCUCUAGAAACGGGGAUAGCGACGGGAGGGGCACUAAUGCGGACGGUUGGCGUGGGUCUUGGGAUGGCUGCGGCCGCGGCUGCCGGCGCUGUUCUUUUGUAG
This is a messenger RNA of Lindgomyces ingoldianus, 534 nucleotides long. RefSeq lists its product as uncharacterized. The coding region runs from base 1 to 534 and encodes 177 amino acids. Lineage: Eukaryota; Fungi; Ascomycota; Dothideomycetes; Pleosporales; Lindgomycetaceae. The transcript is spliced from 3 exons. The record is from RefSeq and is a predicted model, not a curated record.